CCUGAAUGCAACAUUAUACUGGCAACCCCGGCGGGAGUUCAAAUCAGCUCUCCUGCAGAAAGAAAAUACACAACUUGUUCUUAAAGUGCUGUUUAUUGAGCUUAAUACAUUAUUACAAGCUACAGCUGGUCAGUACAAGUACCAAAGCUUUAUCUUAGUACCUUACCUCUUAAUGAACACGCAUCUGUAUGCAAGAUUUCAUAGAAGUAACUUUUAUUUGGACAUGAAAGAAGAUGGGCAGCUGCAGUGACUUCUCCAGUGACCUCGAUGAGGAGUUUCCUGUGUUUGACUUCCUCCAGCCUCGUCGACACCACACGGAGAAACCAGACGUGGUCGCCCUCGAUGGCUCUGAUGCAGAAGACGCAGCAGUGAAGGUCAAUGCAGGCGCACCUGCUGAUGUCAUGAUGAUCAGCAGCGAUUCUGAAGACGAUGCACCUUCUGUCCCUUUGGCUCAGAGACUCAAACAGAGACAGGACAAUGUGAUUAGCACCUCCUCCACCGUCAGGAAUGGGAAAGAUGCCGAGCGCCGUCCGCCGUCCAACCUGGCCGCCGCACAGCUCUCCUGCCAGAACGGCGUCCAUCAGGGGGGAGCGGCGGGGGGCGGCGGGGGCUCAGACCGGCCAGAUGAGGCGGUGGACACUUUCCCUCAGAGGUGGACAGACGCCUCUCACGCCAAGAGGAAAGCUGCCAAGCGCACGCCGGAGGAGGUCAGCACCUCCAGGGAGGAGGCCCUGAGGAAGAGGCAGGCCAGGGAGGAGCAGCAGAGGAGCAAGGAGCUGCUCCGGCAGGAGCAAGAGAGACAGAAAGCGGAGAAGAAAGCUCAAGCAGAGGCAGCCAAGGCCCUGAGGCCGGAGGAGUGCAUCAAGCACAUGGUGGUGGCUGUGGACCCAGCUCUCUUACAGCUGGAAGGAGGCGGGACUCUGCUGGCGUCGGUGCAGGCUCUGGGUUGUAGCUGCGCCAUCGAGAAACAAGCUCUGCCACGCAGUGUCAGCUGGAUGAGGAGGGCUCCCUGUGCACAGCCUGAUGAUGCAGCAGCGUGUGAACCAGAGGCCCAUGUUGUGAUGCAGAUGACAGUUGAUGACUUCAUCACUCUGAUCCAUGGCCACAUCCAGGAAGAAAGGCUUGGCAGCUCUGGAUGCGGUCCAACUCUGACGUCCUGGGUUCAGGAUCAGCUGAGGCAUCACCCCGACAAGAUCCUCAGCCUGGUGGUCAUCGAGUUAGAGAAAUACUUCAAAUCCCAGAAGUCAAAAAGUCAGAAGCAGUUUCGAAAGGCAGUGGUGGGUGAGGAGCGAGGAGGAGGAGCAGCGAAGAAGAGGAGGAACAAAGGAGGAGCUGAGGAGCUACCGGAGGUGUCACAAGUUGAUGUAGAGGAGGCAGUGGUGCAGCUCCAGCUUCACACCGGCGUCUCCGUCCGAUUCUUGUCAACCUGGAAGGACUUCUCAGAUCACAUCACCAUGACGACCAAAGCAGUUGCAGAAGCCCCUUUCAAGCGUCAGAGGGAGAACACGGGCUUCUCCUUCUACCUGGAGAGUGAGUGGGCGGGGGGGCAGAAGGUGGACAGAGCGGGGGGAGGACUGCUGCAGGUGUGGAAGAGACAGAUCCAACAGCUCAACAGAGUCAGUCCAGACAUGGCCGCCGCCAUCCUGGCAGCAUACCCCUCCCCACAGCUGCUGCUGAAGGCUUACAAUCGGUGCAAGACGGAUGGCGAAAAGAUCUCGCUGCUGUCUGACCUUCUGAUCCGUCGAGGCGAAGGCGUCACCUCCACCACUCGACGUAUCGGACCAGAACUCUCCAAACGCCUCUUCCUCUUGAUGAGCUCCUCUGAUCCUCAGCAGUCUCUGGACUCCGUCUGACCUUUGAACCAUGGUAUCUUCUGUUUAAAACAGGGAUGGGCAACUUAAAUGCUGCAGGGGGCCACAAUUUUUCACCAUCACUACCACUGGGCCACAUAUAGGACCGUGCAUUUAACCAAAUAUGAUGAAACUGCAAUUUUAAAUAUGUUUACAGUGCAGUAACUUAACAUAUUUCAUGCUCAAAUGCAUGUAUAACAGUAUAAAUAGGAAUACAAAAGGUUUGAAGCAAAUGAAAAAUAACCACUUACUGUGAUUUCUUUUUUUUUUCAGUGCAAGAACAGCAGACCAACAUUAAUUGCAAGAAGUAAUUUUGUGCAUUUUUACACUGCACUUUUAAGAUUUCAUGCUCAAAUGCAUGUAGUUGUACUGAGGGCCACUUCAAGUGAGGGUGCGGGCCAUAUGCGGCCCCCGGGCCUCCAGUUGCCCAUCCCUGGUUUAAAACAUUGAAUUUUAUACUAUAACCCUAAUUCCACAAAAAAAAAUUGUCAAUAAUGUAAAUAUCUGCUCAUUCUGGGUUUGAAACAGUUGGUGCAGGGGAAUUUUUCCCACUGUGUUCCAUCAUGAGUAAGUGUUUAGGAACCGAGGACACCAACUGUUGAAGUUUUGUAGUGAAAUUAUUUCUAAUUUUUGCUGAAUAUGAAACUUGAAGUUGCUCAACAGUCCCAGGUCUCCGUUGCUUCAUAAUGCAUCACAGACGUUGUUUGGAUGGCAGCAAAUGUUGAUGAAAAUGCUAAAACAUUUUAUUUUUCGAGAUGGCUUUUAUUCUGAAACUUACUUCUUAUUAUGGUUCAUGCUAACCUUACACUCUCAUUUUUACAUCCUCGAAAAUCCUAUACAUAAAUAAACGUGUUUUACAUAAA
Molecule: messenger RNA, 2713 nt
Organism: Centropristis striata (black sea bass)
Lineage: Eukaryota; Metazoa; Chordata; Actinopteri; Perciformes; Serranidae
Gene: eme1
Product: essential meiotic structure-specific endonuclease 1
Exons: 9
Coding region: 234-1853 (539 amino acids)
Biological process (GO): double-strand break repair; resolution of meiotic recombination intermediates; replication fork processing
Cellular component (GO): nucleus; Holliday junction resolvase complex
Molecular function (GO): DNA binding; nuclease activity
Source: RefSeq, a predicted model, not a curated record